AUGUCUGCAGAACUGUUGCAAACACCGAACUGUUGCGUGCCACACGCAACAAGCUGUUUGAUUGAUCGAUUUGGCGCGAAUCGCCUUCCCGGUGGAACAGCCAAAGUGAUCGCCUGUUUGCCCUUCAAAGCAUUAAACGAGAUCAUCGAAAAUGAGGAAUUAGCCGAAGCGUUGCAACUGGACAAAGAGCAAACCGAAUUGAAAAAGAAGACUUUUGAGAAGAAUCGACUCUCAAAGAAUCUGCAGCGUUCCUCGUGUAAGGUGAGUAUCGAAUAUGUUAAGAAUUCAGUCAAGAAUAUGUACGUGAUUCUCGGUCGACCAGGAAUAUCUGAUGCUGUUAUCGUCUCCCAAUGCCUCAACACGAGUAUGGUCUUCCUAGAGCAAAUUCUCAUGCUCCCAUAUGGUGGCGCGAUCUACGGACAGAACUUUGGCUCUCCACAGUUUCAGGGUCGAUUCGUGGCUACAUAUUAUGUGCUCGGGUUUGGUGUUGGUGCUAGCCUGCUCUCAUCAGUGCUAUACAAGCUGCACGCUGUCGGGUUCACGAAGCGGCAUCACAAAUUUUUCGUGUUUCUCUGUGUCUCGGGAAUGUUUUGUGGUCUGUCACUGGUCGUUUUCAUCAUAAUAGCGACGAGCGAGGUGCAAAUUACGGACACCACCCAGUACGCGUUGCUCAAGGAGCCAAAUGUUGAAAACGCGGCUUGCCUACUCUUCCCGAGAACGGUGAUCAUCUAUCCACGGGUCGAGGAUCCCCGUUUAGCUUAUCCGGGCAGUAUAGCGUUUGCCAUGUUUACUUUAUGGGUGUUCUUUGUGAUGUGGCUGGUGCUACACGAAUCAAAUCGUGCCAAGAAGACGACGGCCAGUCAGAAAACACGAGAUAUGCUCUGCUAUAUGGAGAUUGUCUUCUAUUUACAGUUUGCCGAAAUGGUGCUCACUACUGCGAUUCCGGCCGGUCUCGCCAUGUUGAGUCUGUCGAAAGUUUGGCCCACCGAAAAUCUUGUUAUCGCCUCAUUCACCAUAAUGCUCAGCCUUCACUCGCCGCUCAAUUGCUUGAUAAUCAUCUUUGCCACGAGAACAUAUCGAAAUCGAAUCCUCAACUGGAUUUUCCCUCCACAAAAUGAAAAAUCGUCCAGGCCAUCGACGAUGAUUCAAUUGUUAACAACGAAUGCGGAAAAGACAAUGGCUAAACUG
Molecule: messenger RNA, 1188 nt
Organism: Mesorhabditis belari
Lineage: Eukaryota; Metazoa; Nematoda; Chromadorea; Rhabditida; Rhabditidae
Source: the annotation of a GenBank genome assembly